AUGAACUCCUACACUAACCAAGAAUCAACCUGCUUCUACGAUGAAAAUUUAAUAUUGAAAGAUGUAUAUGGUCACAAUGAUCAGGUUAGGAAUGCCAUCGAGCUUUCAAAUAAUGCAUCCCUAUCCUCAAAUGAAGCUAACCCAACGCAUAAAAUUCUGGUAGAAAAAUCUGCCGUUACAGAUAUGGUUCGUCCUGCAAAUGAGGAACAUAUUAUCGAUAGUCUCGAGUCGGCUAAGGCCAAUGUAGAUUUGCAAAAUGCACUUAAAGAUAGCUACACAGAAAAACUAAACCGCAGAGAAAGAAAUUACAUAAAGACCAAUGAAAUAGUGAGAUCAACUACGACGUCCAUUUCCCCUACAUCAAGUGCGAGGACGUGCAAAGGGCUCAACUUUGAAACAACAAGGGUAAUGUCAUUUGAACAAGAUGAAAUAGCUCCUAAAAGAGCUAUAAAUUCAACGGCCCUGGAAAAGCCAAUAUUGAAGGACCAUAGCGAUAAGUCUGUCACAUAUAACCAUGUGGAUGAAAUUGGAAAGAGCGAACUUCUAACCGAAAUCGACGGAAUCUAUAACAUUUGCGAUCUACCACAGAGCAUUUUCAAUAAGGAUAAUGCGGUCGUCGGACAUUUAGCUUGUGAAGGAACCAAUGCUUUUGAAGCACAUGAAUACUGCGUAGAAAGAAAAGAGCUAAAACUGAAAGAUCGAGACAGCCAGAUAGAGAGGUUGGAGAAUGAAGUUCGGAAACUCACUCAGGAAUUAAAUGAACUGAAGCGCGUACCAGGUAAAGUGGAUAAUGAAACACACGUUGGUGAAGACUCGCGGGAGACAGAAAACUCGUGUAUCAAAUGUGAUAAAGAGCUGGAAAUGGAAAGAAAGAAUGACAAAAUGAAGAGACUCGAGAUAGACCUUGAGGAAAAAAUAGGCAGGGAGAUAAUACUAACAGAAGAAAAUAAUAACCUGCAAAUGGAAGUCAAAAAAUUAAAAGACUCUUUGCUUGAACAGCAAAAUGCCAAUGAUUCGCUUUUGUGUCAAGUAAAAAGUCUUGAUGAACGUCUUAAAACUGAAAUUACCAAUUCAAUCGAUAUCCGAAGCAAGAUGUGGUCCCUAAAAAGAAUCACAAGGGACAACUUGGAGCUGCAAUCCCGUCUAAAAGCUGCGGAACAGACAAAUGCCAAGUUACUCCACGAAAAUGAGUCACUUCUUAAAUGGAACGAUGUUCUGUAUGCCAAAGCUGAUAAUCUGGAAGAUUCUAUCGGUGAUCUUCAAUCAUGCCUCACUUUCUCUCAGCUGCGCUAUAAAAGGCUUGAAACGACCCAUCAAGAGGUAGUAAAAGAGCGAGAUGAAUGCCACACAGAAAUUAAAUCUCUGCGAGACACUUACCACGCUAGCAAAUCAAGGUCGGACUUGCGUAUUGAACAGCUGAAAGAAAAAUGUAUGCAGUUUAUGGAAGAUUGCAAAGUCAGAGAUGAACAGAUUAGAAGCUUUGAAUACGAACUAAACCUAAUGAAGAAAACACUGGUUAGUUCCAAAGGACGAAUGGCUAAAAAGAAGAGAGAAACCAUAAUUUAUUUCAACACUGCUCCACUAAUGGAUGGCGAAGACCUUACUGACAAUUGGUCUGUAGCUCAAUCUCAAAUCGGCCGAGAGCGACAGACUCUUAAACCACUUGUCAACAAGGUUUGCUAA
Molecule: messenger RNA, 1683 nt
Organism: Torulaspora globosa
Lineage: Eukaryota; Fungi; Ascomycota; Saccharomycetes; Saccharomycetales; Saccharomycetaceae
Exons: 1
Coding region: 1-1683 (560 amino acids)
Source: RefSeq, a predicted model, not a curated record